Molecule: messenger RNA, 662 nt
Organism: Boeremia exigua
Lineage: Eukaryota; Fungi; Ascomycota; Dothideomycetes; Pleosporales; Didymellaceae
Exons: 2
Coding region: 74-463 (129 amino acids)
Source: RefSeq, a predicted model, not a curated record
UGAAGAAGAUCAUGUUGAGGAAGACCAUGUUGAGGAAGACCAUGUUGAGGAAGUGGCUGUUGAUGAAGAGCCUAUGCCGGUUGCGAAGAAGCAAAGCCGUUCCAGAAAGGGACGUGUUGAAGCCGCUGAGACUCCAAAAGACAAUUCAUUGGGAUAUGAAGCGUUGAUCGAGGAAGAACCUAUUCUGGGUCCCAAAGGCGACAAUGUCCGCUUCUCGCUCACUUGGAAGGAAAAGGAUGGAACUCGAUGGAUGAUCGCGCCAAUCAUUCUCCCUGAACACGUGGAGGCUUCAGAGGCAAAUGACAAGCGAUUCAUGAGAAAGCGUAUCUGGUGGUCUAGAUAUUCGCAACAAUGCUGGUCAAUCCGUCGGAUCCAGAAAACCUAUCGCGAAAGGCAAUUCAAAAUCGGAAACCUUACCUAUCUCAAGUAUCAUCUUGUCGAUGAGCGAAAAGCCAGAACUUAGCGUCUUCCUUGAGCACUGGGAAGACUUGACGGGGGAGGAAAUUUCGGUCGGUGGCCGCACAGUUGCCUAAAAUCAGGCAGAUCCUUUCUUCCCGGAGUCAAUUUUCGAAGCAUCCUGACCGCGCUCGAAGACUGCAAGGCGUUGCUGGGCAUCAAUGUUAUUCAUAUUGGUAGCGGAACGGUGGGUGAGGAGGCUAGCC